UUUUGGGUUUUUUAAAUAUCUAUACUUCCCUCAUUGAAAAAGGAAAAACAGUGCUCUUGCUCUGUCUUGCUGUUCACGAAAUCAUCUGCCUUUAAAAGUUCGUAGACAACCAAAAGUGGAUCGCAAACACUGAAAACAGAGUGAAAGAAGGGAGAGCGCAAAACGCAAAUUAAUUAGAAUGAGUAGCAUCGGAACUGGCUACGACCUAUCGGUCACCACUUUCUCGCCUGACGGUCGCGUUUUCCAGAUCGAGUAUGCUGCUAAGGCUGUCGACAACAGCGGGACUGUUGUAGGCAUCAAAUGCAAGGAUGGAAUAGUUCUGGGCGUCGAGAAGCUUAUACAAUCGAAGAUGAUGUUACCGGGGUCCAAUCGACGAAUCCAUUCCGUUCAUCGACACUCUGGCAUGGCAGUUGCUGGUUUAGCAGCAGAUGGAAGGCAAGUGGUUGCUCGUGCAAAGUCGGAAGCUACUAACUAUGAGAGUACAUAUGGGGAAGCUAUUCCAGUGAAGGAACUUGCUGAUCGUGUUGCUAGUUACGUGCAUCUCUGCACACUCUAUUGGUGGCUCAGACCUUUUGGUUGUGGAGUCAUUCUUGGAGGUUAUGACAGAGAUGGACCACAAUUAUAUAUGGUUGAGCCUUCUGGAAUUUCAUAUAGGUAUUUUGGCGCUGCUAUUGGAAAGGGAAAACAGGCUGCUAAAACGGAAAUCGAGAAGUUGAAGCUUUCUGAAAUGUCGUGUAGAGAAGGGGUCAUUGAAGUAGCCAAGAUCAUAUACAAGGUUCAUGAUGAAGCAAAGGAUAAGGCUUUUGAAUUGGAGAUGAGUUGGGUUUGUGAGGAGUCAAAACGCGAGCAUCAAAAGGUUCCUGAUAAUCUUCUAGAACAAGCCAAAGCCGCUGCAACUGCUGCUCUGGAAGAGAUGGAUGCUGACUGAUGCUUAUAGAGGGUUGGAACUAGAAAUUUAUGCUUUAAGUGAAGAAUUUCUGGAGGUUCGCUAAUGGCUGAGGGAGCGGGCUCUUACUGCCAUACUUUUGACCUUUUAGAAACUUCUUUCAGCUUAACUGCCAAAUUGUUCAUCUUGGAUUUGUUUAGUUUUUGUAGUAGUGAUAAUGUUCUCGAUCCAAUUUGCUCGUAUUUAGCCAUUACAUAUGAUAAUGCUGACUGUUCAUCUCUUGGGAUCAA
This is a messenger RNA of Beta vulgaris subsp. vulgaris (sugar beet), 1176 nucleotides long. Its product is annotated as proteasome subunit alpha type-3. The coding region runs from base 179 to 928 and encodes 249 amino acids. NCBI's taxonomy places the organism in Eukaryota, Viridiplantae, Streptophyta, Magnoliopsida, Caryophyllales, Amaranthaceae. The transcript has 10 exons. Gene Ontology annotation, cellular component: proteasome core complex; proteasome core complex, alpha-subunit complex; nucleus. Gene Ontology annotation, biological process: ubiquitin-dependent protein catabolic process. The record is from RefSeq and is a predicted model, not a curated record.